This is a messenger RNA of Penicillium longicatenatum, 681 nucleotides long. Its product is annotated as yippee/mis18 family protein. Lineage: Eukaryota; Fungi; Ascomycota; Eurotiomycetes; Eurotiales; Aspergillaceae. The coding region runs from base 1 to 681 and encodes 226 amino acids. The transcript has a single exon. The record is from RefSeq and is a predicted model, not a curated record.
AUGCCAAAGGAGAAAUCCAAGCCUUUCACCUUCCCUCGUUUCCUCCUCCCUUCAUUUCCUAACAAACAAGAUGUGGGGUUAUCCCGGAGCCCCUCCAACCCCACUGCCAAGCACCUAAAUGGUCAUGUCUCUUACCUUCAGUGUACCGGAUGUGCCGCACAGCUGUGUUUGACAUUGCAAAUCAUCAGUAAAGGCUUUACAGGUCGCCAUGGCCGUGCCUAUCUUGUCUCUGCCGAGUCAGCUGCUGCUGUAUCAGUCAGUGCAUCCUCAUCACCGACUGCGUCCCUUCCAAACACCAUUUUGCACCAUCCGGUUCCACGACAACUAGUGACAGGAGCGCACACAGUCAGCGAUGUCAGCUGUGCAUUCUGUGGAAAUGUGCUGGGCUGGAAGUAUGUUGCUGCAGAGGAGGAAUCCCAGCGCUAUAAAGUGGGCAAGUUCAUUCUGGAGACCAAGCGUAUUACCACGUCGUCAUGUUGGGAGUCCCCGCCAAAUGUGAAUCUGCCGGUCUCUGAGAAAUGUCAGGGGAAUAGAAAUGACCCACGACCCUUGGAGCCCGAGUUUGAUAGCCAAGAUGAGGAUGAAUGUGAAGAUCUUUUUACAGGCAUCUGGAGUCCAGGCUUAGCUACUCGUCGCAGAACCCGUAAAAUUGAUCGGCAGCCCGCGAUGUUUGGACUGUGA